UUCGGAUGAAUAUCUGCGCCCGUGCAAAAGUCAAGAGGAGAAAUGGUCUCCGUGAAGCGAGGUAUUUCCCUUUGAAUCUUGUCUUAUUCAGAGAAGAAAGUAAAAUCAGGAUGAUACGACUGUUAUCUGGGACAUUUGGUCCCUACAGCAGCAAUCAUCUGCGUCGAGGUGUGCAGAAUGCAGUCUCCAAACAGACAACCCAACGGAACCCUUUCCGUCCCGUAGCCCUCAGACCAAACAACCCCAUCAACACCAUGCUAGCAGCCAACUAUGCCGGCUUCACCCGGGUCUACGUCGUCCUGCGGCCCAAGGUCUACGUCCACGAGGGUAGCACGAGGGCGAUGUCCAUGCUGCCGAAGAUUACACGACUGCUGAGGAUCAGAUACCUUGUUAUCGGCUCGGCUGUAGCUGGUGGAACGAGUCUCAAAAUGACCUACAACAGUUGGAAAGAGAGCAUACCGGACCUGAGUUGGGUCAAUGACUACUUUCCCGACGGAUCCCUAAUGAGGGAUAUGUCCCAUGAGGUGCGUCGGUUCACUGCCUACAUGAAACUCCCAGAGACAGGUUGGCUCAAACGCACAGUAGAGUCUGUUAAAGGACUCAUGCCUGACUUGCCUGAUGGUUCAAACCCCCAGAUUCAUGUUUUGGGUCAGGGUGGGCCUAUACCUGUAACAAACUCUCUAUUGGAAGGAUCAGGUAGCAAGAAGGCUGGUCCCGUAAUGGCGCUCAAGGCAGGAGAUGCACAGGAUACCUCAUCAGCGUCAACUCCACCUUCAGCACAGGAAAGUCAGAAGGAGAGGGAUGAACUUGAGAAAAUCAAAGAAGAAUUUCUUGAGGCACAGCUAAGAUACCAGAGAGAGAUUGACAGACUAGACAAGGAGAAUAAGAGACUGAAGAAAUCCUUGCUAAGCAAAGGAGAUAAGAAUGCUUUCGGGAGGAAAGAUAAGAAAUCACUGAUUGACAUGUACUCUGAGGUGCUGGACGAGCUCUCUGACUUUGAUACCACCUACAAGAUGCAGGAUCAUCUACCAAGGGUGGUAGUUGUAGGAGACCAGAGUGCAGGUAAAACCAGCGUUCUAGAGAUGAUUGCCCAGGCCAGAAUAUUCCCCAGGGGAGCAGGUCAGAUGAUGACCAGAGCACCUGUGAAGGUGACCUUGAGUGAAGGUCCUAAUCACAUAGCACAGUUCAAGGACAGUGGCAAGGAGUUUGACCUAACCAAGGAAUCAGAGUUGAAAGCACUAAGACAGGAGAUAGAAGCCAGGAUGAAAGGAAGUGUCAAGGAGGGGCAGACCAUUAGUCCUGAGGUUAUAUCACUGAGUGUACGAGGCCCAGGGAUACAGAGGAUGGUUCUUGUUGAUCUACCAGGGAUGAUCAGUACUGUAACUACAGGCAUGGCAGCAGACACCAAGACCUCUAUUCAGAAGAUGAUCAACGGUUACAUGGGCAACCCGAAUGCUAUCAUACUCUGUAUACAAGAUGGUGCCAUCGAUGCUGAGCGUAGUAUAGUGACUGAUCUCGUCAAUGAGAUAGAUCCAACAGGAAAGAGGACCAUCUUUGUGCUGACUAAAGUAGACCUGGCAGAGAAGAACCAUCUCAACCCAAACAGGAUAAGGCAAAUCCUUGAUGGCCGUCUCUUUCCUAUGAAGGCUUUGGGGUAUUUUGCAGUUGUCACAGGAAAAGGCAAUACAAGUGACAGUAUAGACAGCAUUAAGCAAUAUGAGGAGCAGUUCUUCAGACAUUCAGCAUUAUUCAAGUCAGGUGUCUUUAAGCCAUCUCAACUGAAUACCCAGAACCUUAGCUUUGCUGUCUCGGAUUGCUUCUGGAAGAUGGUUAGAGAGUCGGUGGAACAACAGGCAGAUGUCUAUAGAGCUUCCAGAUACAACUUGGAGACAGAGUGGAAGAACACGUUCCCUAGGUUACGAGAAUUGGACAGGGACGAGCUCUUUGAGAGAGCAAAGAGCGAGAUGUUGGAUGAAGUCAUGAGUCUGAACGAGAUCAAGCCCAAACAAUGGGAAGAGACACUAUCGAAGCUUCUAUGGGAAGGUGUAUCUAGUCACGUCUUUGAAGGAAUCUACCUCCCAGCCUCUCAAACAUUAGAUGCAGGAGCUUUUAACACCAUCAUUGACAUCAAACUCAAGGAAUGGGCUGAGAAGGUGCUGCCAAAGACGAGUAUUGAGGUUGGAAGCAACACACUUGUUGAGGAAUACUCUAAGCUUGUCGAGAAGAGUAAGAGUAAGAAGGAUCACGACACCAUCUUUGACGAUCUCAAGACUGCUGUGAAGGUGGAGAGUAUCAACAGACAUCAAUGGAUGGAGAGAGCCGUGGAAAACUUGAAAGUGAUUCAGUUCAAUGCCCUUGAGGAUAGAUCUGUUCCUGAUAGGAGGCAGUGGGACCAAGCUAUCUCAUUCAUGGAGACCAUGAUCAAGCAGAGACUCUCAGCAACUGAUAAAGAAAUACAGAAGCUGAUAGGACCAGGCUCGACAGAGAGAUGGGUCUACUGGAAGAGAAUUAGUCAGGACGAGACUAACAGGAGACUAGCAAAGGAAGAACUAGAAAAACUACUACAAGCUGCAGGGAAUCAUAUACCAGAGUUGACUGAGGAUGAGCAAACCACUGUCAAGAAGAAUCUACAGACGAAAGGAGUAGACGUAGAUAACCAUCUAAUUCAGGAGACGUGGUACCCUCUAUUCAGGAAACAUUUCAUGCACCGAUCCCUCCAUCUUGCCAACAAUUGUCGGAAGGGAUUCUAUCACUAUCAACAAGGACUCAAUGAUUCAGGGAUUGAAUGCCAUGAUAUUGUACUGUUCUGGAGGAUGCAGCGGAUGUUGGAGCUGACGAGUAACGUCUUGAGACAACAGAUCAUGAACACAGAAGCAAGGAGACUGAGCAAAGAAGUAAAGGAAGUCUUGGACGACUUUGGAGAUGAUAGGUCAACAAAGGUCAAACUACUAACUGGCAGGAGAGUGGAUCUAGCUGAAGAACUGAGUGAGUUUCAUUCUCUGUAUCUUUCAUUCAUUUCAUUCAUUUGUCCGAGGUACAUUUGA
This is a messenger RNA of Strongylocentrotus purpuratus (purple sea urchin), 3044 nucleotides long. It is a transcript of the gene opa1, whose product is annotated as dynamin-like 120 kDa protein, mitochondrial. Gene Ontology annotation, molecular function: GTPase activity; microtubule binding; GTP binding. The record is from RefSeq and is a predicted model, not a curated record. The transcript has 29 exons. NCBI's taxonomy places the organism in Eukaryota, Metazoa, Echinodermata, Echinoidea, Camarodonta, Strongylocentrotidae. Gene Ontology annotation, cellular component: cytoplasm; mitochondrial membrane; microtubule. Bases 6 to 3044 code for a protein of 1012 amino acids. Gene Ontology annotation, biological process: mitochondrial fusion.